AUGGCAGAAGGUCUGAAGCCUGGCGUUCGAGAAACACUCAAGUCCUAUAUCUUCAUUAAUGGCAAGUACUGGGUCGCGAAGGACCUCACUCUGGCCAACUUUGUCGAUCUGGUGGCCGCCGAGACACGCGAAUACGACUUUACCACCGCUGUUCAGGCGGCUUACAGAACCACGGUUCAUGAGCCAAAGCCUCAGUCGGAAGGCUACGCGGAUUUUCCUUCUUUGGCCGAAAUGCGACCUCCUCCCAUGAUGCCCGCUGGCGCCAAUGUCGACCGCAAAAUCUGGGACGGCAACAAUUCGAGAAAGAUGAAAAAGGAAGACGAAGACUUCAUGGCGGCAGCGAUGACUGAUGAGGAGAACGAUGAGGGACCCAUUGGACAUCCUAAAUACCACACGAAUGUGAUUUUGAACCAUGCGCCUUUGGCCUCAAUGGCCCCUUGGCACCCUAGCAACAUUCAGGAGCCAGAGGCUCACCAGCAUGAUCGUGCCUUGGAGGCCGUCAACAACUGCAUCAUCGCUGGACAGCAGCCGCAGAUCCUCCCUGGUCUCGACGACAAUCGCUUCGAUGAACACACGCCGCACUAUUAG
Messenger RNA from Colletotrichum costaricense, 588 nucleotides. RefSeq lists its product as uncharacterized. The record is from RefSeq and is a predicted model, not a curated record. Lineage: Eukaryota; Fungi; Ascomycota; Sordariomycetes; Glomerellales; Glomerellaceae. The transcript has 3 exons. The coding region runs from base 1 to 588 and encodes 195 amino acids.